UGUUAUAGAUGUGACGAUAUAUACAUACAGACCUGCCUUUCUCUAUAGUUACCUUACAGAACACAGAACAAGUACCACUAUAUUCUUAACAAAGGGAUUUACUUCUUGAAGAUUCAGGAGUCAGUCCUUCAGAACCACACCGCCACUCAAGGAACAUCACCGCCAUCACAGUUCCGUCCUCCACCAACCCUCGGGACCCCAACGACCCUCACCACCCCCACCGCUGCCACCCGAACAGAGGGUGUCCCCCGAAGUCGACCUUUGACCUCUCCACCCUGGGGACAGUCACCUGGAAUGGUGAUUCCAAUCAAGGCAUGAAACCACUGGAGGCUAUACGCUGUACCCUACCUAACUGCCCUUGUGAAUGUUUUUCACCUGGCAAGGUACACAUACGAGCAUGUGAUUCCUGCAAGCAUGGCUGGGUCGCUCAUGCACUAGACAAGCUGGGUUAUAGACAUAUAUUCAAUCUCGGGAUGCAGGUGGAAGUGGUCCAGCCUAACAUUGUCUUUGAUAUUGCCAGCCUGAUGUUGUAUGGAGCCCAGGCAACACCUAUACGCCUCAAGAUCCUCCUCGACCGCCUCUUCAGUGUUCUCCAACAUGACGAGGUCUUACAGGUCCUUCAGGGUUUUGGCUGGAACUAUGAGGACUAUGCUCGUGGGUACAUACUUCAGGAUUCCUCGGGACAUGUACUGGAUAAAUGGACAGUUGCUACAAGAGAGGAAGAACAUAUCAUCCUUCAGCAAUUUCUGCGGUUUGGAGAAACCAAGUCCAUUGCCCAGGAAAUAAUUUUACAAGAUACCAAAGAUCAACAAGAUCUUUUCAUCAAGCAAUCUUCACGAGCAGACUCUGAGAUAAAGAAAUUCAUCGAACGAAGCAACCACUCUAUGCAUAGUUACAUGCGUAGUCUUGAAUCUAGGCAUCUUUUUGCCAACAGACUUCCAUUUGUGCCCGUUGGCAGUCGAUUGAUGACUCCACCAGUUUUGCCUAAUUUCUCACCACCCUCAUCUCGUGACCUGCGACCUCCUACAGUGACCGCCUCAUCUAGCCCAGUUACUACUUCACCACUGGGUAGACUGCAGACAAUGCAGCCAUUUGACUACCGACGGGAGCAAGGCAGUCCAACCAUCAGUCCAAGCAUCCCUGAGAAACAUUUACCUGGGUCAUCCCCAAGUGAAAGUCCUAAAAACCUCAGCAUAACGCCAACAUCACACAGUUCAUCUACCCCACCAUUUACCCCAAUAAAAGCUCCCCCAGAAAGCAGGGAACAUACACCAAUUACCAUUGCGACGCCAUUGGCGACACCUAUGACGCUUCCCGUAUUACCUCCACAGGAUGACAACUGUAACAAUGCCAUUGACUAUUCCACAGGUAGCAGCAGUAAAGAGCAGCAGGAACUUCAGGCUUCAGUCCUGUACAAUGAACGGAAAAUGAAACACUUACGUAAAUCCAGCCAUCCAGUCAAGCGGAGCUGGACGCCAUCCUCUGGUUUUGGAUGUACGUUCAUUGGGCCUAAUGGAAAGAAGCGUGUUUUGUGCACGGCUUGUAACAAGACAUUUUGUGAUAAAGGUGCUCUGAAGAUCCAUUAUAGUGCUGUGCACUUGAAGGAGAUGCAUAAGUGUACGGUGGAUGGGUGUAAUAUGAUGUUCAGCUCUCGGCGCAGUAGAAAUCGGCACAGUGCUAACCCUAACCCAAAGCUACACAUGCCUCAGAAGCGUAUCAAGCUACCUGAUGGGGCCAGUAUCAUUGACGAUGGCAGUAAUAAAUCCAACCGAAUGAUUGGAAGUCCAAUGGUGGGUAGUCCACCCACUAUGGUUAUGCAUCCUUCUCUCGGAUCAAAAUCCCAGCUGUCUCCGAUGGAUCUUGAAUCAUCUGAUUUGGCCCGAAGCAAUCAUGCUUUCUAUGCAGAGUUAAAUGCACAUUUAGCUAUGUUUCCAACACCGGAAAAAAAACAGAAGCUAGACGAAGACUUGGACAGCCCACGGGAUUUGAGUAUGACAGACAGACGAGACAUCAAGAUGGAAUCUGACUCCGAGUUAGAUGAUAUAAUUGAUGAGGAUUCGGCUAUAACCGAUUCUCCACAGCAGAAGACUUCUAGUCGACGUAAAACAAUGGUGCCCACCAGAUGUGCACAGGAAGAGGACCAUUUUGUGAUGAGUGAUGAUAAUUCUGACGACAGAGAUCCUGACAGUUGUAAGGAUGGGAUAAGGGAUCGACAGAUUAAACCAAGUUAUACUAGAGGGGAAGAUAACUCUGGAUGUGAAGGAUCAGCUAACUCCCGCUCUCAACACAAUGGUAUGCAGCAAUGCUCCGACAGUUCAGGAGAGGAUUGUCGUGAAGGGAACGGAGAAAACUACCACCAAGAGAGGACUUUUUUAUCUGAUAGUUGUGGCAGGGACAAGGAUUCCUGCCACCCAAGAAAAGACUUUCCCAAAAUAGCUUCACUUCUGUCUGGGAGCAACCAAGCUGUUGACUACUCAACACGACGGCAAGACGACUUUGAUGACAAUGGAUCAAUUUGUUCAGUCAUCAGUCACUUAUCUGACAUGGACUCAAACCAUUCAGUUUCAUCCAACGAAUCACAGAGCUUCCUUAGCAACGGAACUGAAAAUAUAGAAAUACCUAUCGAUAAAGACAAUCCAAGGAAGUGUACUAUUUGUAGCAAAAUCUUCCAGAACCAUUUUGGUUUAAAAUCACAUUUUCAAAACGUCCAUCUCAAACUGAUGCAUAAGUGUACAGUAGAAGGUUGUAGUGCUGCCUUCCCAUCAAAACGGAGCAGGAAUCGCCACGCCUCGAAUCUCAAACUCCAUCAUAAACUCUUGUCAACCUCGGACACUGAUGACAGUAACCAAGUGUACAUUGACGAAGGUGAUAUGGAUGAUGAGGAUGAUUUAGAUGAUGAAGAUGAUGAAGAGAUGGGCAUGAAGGAAAGGGAAGAGGAGGAAGGAGGCGAGGAGGAAGAAGAUAACGAUGACAGAAAAAUGCAUACACGGGAGACAGAUAAAGGCAGGGAAAACGGGAAACAUGUCAAUGGCAAUCAUGACUCCGACAAUGACGAAGACAACGACACAGAUAUUGAGGAAGGUGAUAUCAAUGAAAAUGGAAAGGCAUAUUCUAAUGGGAUGGAAAACGGGAUAGAGAUGGAAGAAAUAUCUGUAGGAGAUAAUGGUAUAGCAGUCAACUGCCAUGUGUGUGAGUCCAAGUUCAGAGAUAAUCUUGCCUUGAAAGAACACUUUGAAGUUAAUCAUCCCAAGGAGAUGUUCUACUGUACCGUCAAAGGGUGUGAAAAAAUCUUCUCAACACGCAAAAGCAGAAAUCGGCACAGUCAGAAUGACAAUCUGCAUCGGCAGCACGGGUCAGUGAAGAGAAACGGCAUCUCUUGAUGUCCUGGUUAUGUUCCUGAUUUGUUCAGUAACUUAUGACAAUGUUCCUGGAUGUGUGAGCCAAAUGUUGAAUUGGAUAGUGAAGGAAUUAUCAUUCAUUAAAUAUCACACAUAAUUUAUGAAUACUGCAACGAGAUUACUUAUGCAAAGAGUUUUUUCAUACAUCUUUUCUUUUUGAGAGAUGUUAUGAUUUGUUUUUCUCAGUUUUACAGAACAAGCAAUAAGUGGACAUCAAGAUUGAUAUUGGAUGUUGUUUACCAAUGUUGACAGAAACUUAUGCAGGGUUAAGCAGAUUGUGAGAAAAAUCAUUGAUGUGUUAUCAUUCUGCCAAAGUGCUAAUUCAAUCAUCAUGUACAUGGAUAAACCUUGGAAUUUCCUCAAUGUAAAGGGGACAACUAUGCAUUUUGUUUUUCUUAGGAACAUAUUUGAUGUUUUCUUUGUGAUUAAAAAAAAUAGCAUUAUUUAAUGUCAGACCCUAGAUCUCAUGAAUGCCAUAAAAACUUCCAAUAGACAUGAAGAUAUUGGCAUGUUUAUUUGACUUUUUGCAAAUGAUGGAUAUCUGUCCUCAUCUGUAGGUAUUAUACCUGUACACUUACCUGUCGGUUAACCUGUACACUUACUUGAGGUUAUACCUGUACACUUACCUGUAGGUUACACCUGUACACUUACCUGUAUGUUAUAUCUCCAUACUUACCUGUCAGUUAAUCUGUACACUUACCUGAAGGUUAUAACUUUACACUUACUUGUAGGUUAUAACUGUAUACUUACCUGUAGGUUAUACCUGUACACUUACCUGUCAGUUAACCUGUACACUUACCUGUAGGUUAUACCUGUACACUUACCUGUCAGUUAACCUGUACACUUACCUGUAGGUUAUACCUGUACACUUACCUGUAGGUUAUACCUGUACACUUACCUGUAGGUUAUACCUGUACACUUACCUGAGGGGUAAUACUUGUACAAUUAUAUGCAGGUUUUACCUGUACAUGUUCCUGAAGGUUUUACCUGUAUACUUAACUACAGGAUUUACCUGUACAUGUACCUGAAGGUUUUACCUGUAUACCUGCCUGCUAGUUUUCUUUAAUGAGGCAUUAUUACUCCCUUAUAAUAGCAGUGAUACAAUUUAUCUUCAAAUGUUACAUGUUAACUAUCCUCAACUUUAUAACUUUGUCAAGGUCUUGUGUAAACAGGAUUAUGUUCAUACUUUCAAAUGAAUCACAGGUUACAUCUUCAGAAGAAAUAAUAGUGAUGUCUUUUUAUUUAAAAAAGACAGAAAAAAAAUCAUCAUCUGAAUAAUUAACUUUAUAAAAAGUCAAUCUACCUGUUGUUAGAUGACAUUAAUUUUGUUGUGUAUUUUGAGUUUGAGGAGAGAAAUACAAGUAUGAAGCUCUGUGGUGUAGUGGUACAAUGUACCACAAGUGUUUUAGUGACAGAUACUUACCAAGGAGAAUUCUAGUCCCAGAAUAGUCAGUCCCAUAGCAUACCUUUAGCCUGUGGUAAGAGGUCGAGCAAUAGGUUAUGUGGUUUGGGUAUCCACCUGUGUCUACCUGGUUCAAAUCUAGUCCCAUAUUUCGCAGUAUUACCUGUAGUCAUGGUGAUGCUGUAACAAUAUAGAAAAUGGCCAAAUGUGAUAUGUUUAUAAUAUUUUAACUUAUUUUUAGCAUGUUAAAUAGUUUUAAAGUAAAGGUAAUAUGUUUUGUUUUAAUUGUAUAAUUAGUAUACAUGGAUGGGCACUUUCAUGAUGUGUGGCAGUACAGGUAGUUAAUUACCUGGGACAAUACCUGUACAUACUGUUGAUAAUGUAGAUACAUAGUAGCAUUUAGCUUCUCAGUCUCGUGGUGAUCUUUAUUGUCUGGUGUUGUGAUUAAGUAUGUUUUCAGCAAAACUCAGGUAUGCAAAUAUUUUCAUAUUCUUAAUUUAUUUUAGCCAGAGUAUGCAGCAGCCAGUGCUAGUUGUGUAGUUGUAUGCUCUGACAAUCCGGAAUAGUUGUCUCCCCUCUGUGGCCAUGUGUACCUCAGGAGUAAAGAAAUUUAUUUUUAAUUAAAAAUAUCUAAAUAUGAAAUCUUUUAAAAUCCUUGCAAUACUUUUCCAGAGAUUUGGAAAUUUCAAAAAAUAAACCAUAUGUGGUAAUAGUACUUGUUAAUGAUUGCUGUACAUGGCAUACCAGGGGAGGUAACCAAGUCACAAAGAGGAGACAACUCUGGAGAUUUUUUGGUCAGCGAGGCAUGAGAAUCUCAAGAUGUAGAUGUUGUCACAUUUUUUAUGCAAUACCUCACAAUUGUUGUCCCUCCUCCAUAUAUAUAUACAUACUUAUAUAAAUAUACUAGACAUUGUAUAUACCCAACACUGUCCAGGAUAAGAUGUAUCAUUUAGCCAUUGGUAUGUAUGUAGUAAUGUAUGUUGUAUUUUUAGAUUAAUUUAUUUCCUGUAUGGAGCUAGUUAGCAGUUUUGGGUACUUGCACAUUGAUCCUGUCAUGUAGGGAAUUGUGGGGCCAGCUUAGAUAAAAUAAACUGUAUACCAAUCUACUGAACUUUAGCCAAAAUUAUAUUCUACAAAUCAAGUUCAAUCGAUGCCAAUUGUCUUUUUUUUUUUUUUUUUUUUGUAGGACACAAAAUAUUUCAGCAUUUUCUUCAUUCCUGUUUAGCAAAUGGAAUUAGAAUCCUCUUUGAAGGAAAGUUAAAAUAAUUUGUUUGUUGAUGUUUCAGUAAGACCUACAGUGAUGUCUUAAAAUUAUACAAUGCUCUAUAAACAUUAUACCAUGUUUUGUUUAGAUUGUACAUUGUUGCAAAAUUACAUAGUUACCUCAGACAAAUGCUGAAGUUUCUCUAUAUCAUAAAAUCAUUGUUGCUUCCAGUCAAGUUUUACUAAUAUUUAAAAUAUCUCCCACAAAGCAAUGGAAUAUGUCUCAUUUUCUACAGUAUAAUUAUUUUGCCAAAAAGGAGAAAUGAAAAAUUGGUUAGAUUUUUAAAGGUUUGUUCAUGAUGGAAUAAAUCUUUUGUUAGUUUUUUACUUGUUUCAUACAGAACAGUAUGAUGCAGACAUCACAAUAUUAUACUCCCUGUUAUUGUUUAAUAUUUGUUAUUCAUCGUCAUGAAAAAAUAUUGAUUAACAGGCUAUGCCAAAAUAAUAUUUGUUUUUAACAUUUGUUUCAAAUUUUUCAUUGACAUCCCAAAAAUUAUGAUAUUAAGAAAAGCAGUUGAUAAUGUUUGUACCUUUUACAUAUAAGAGUUUCUUUAUUACUGCCACAAUUCCAGAGUGACACAGUAGUUCUCUGGGGUUUUGCCAAACAGGCUGAAUGUGCAAUCAGACACAGGUAUUAAUAAAUGCAAUAAUUCUUGUAUAAAUUUUUAGACAAUUUUUAGUGAUUUUUGUAGCCUGUUAAUGAUUGUGCAGGGCUCCAGUCCUCAGCAUUACACACUUGCAAUAUGCACAUUUUUACCAACACUUUACUAUGCAGUUAUAGUUGGUGUAUUUGAUAUGCACUGUUCUUUUUUAUAGUAUGCAAUCAGUUAUUCAUUAAUGUCAUUGUAAUUAUGCAAAUCUUUUUUACUGCACUCAGUACUUAUGUUGAGUUUUUGUAUGGUAGGUAUAUAACAUAUAUGUAAUCAUUAUUGUUAAAUUUACAUGAAAUUCACUCUAUUGCACAUUUUUGUUGGUACAAAAUCCUGCCAUUUUACCUUAUCUGCCAAAAACAUAGUCAGCUUUGAGUUACUGUGAUAUUGUUGGUUCAACGUUAGUUUGUCUCAUCCUUUUGCCUACUCUCCUGUUUGUAUACCAUUAGUGAUCAUCCUUCGUUAUUGUAGUUCUUUCAGUCUACAAAUGACGUUACAAAUUUAAAAAAUUACCUUUUAUUAAUGAAAAUCAUAUCAUUUUGUUAGUUUGUUUAGACUCCCCCCCCCCCCCCCCCCCAAUAUCGUCCUAGUAACUUAUUGAAAAUUCAGCUGUCUGUGAAAAUAAAAGGAUGAAGAAAACUGAUGUAGGUGGAAGAUAUAUCAGGUAAAAUGCAGUCUUUAUUUAUAUCAUAAUUGUUGUACUACAUAUUGAUGUUACUACUUACGCAUAAUAUGUCUCAAUAAUUACUAGUCAAUUUUGUGUCAGUUGCACAUCCGUCCAUUUUAUAACUUGACACUGUAUAACUGUCUCAAAGUAUUGAACACUAAAGUGGAGAAAAAAUCUCUCUUUGCUCGGGUGUGUUUUAGCAUCUGAGUAAACUUUUGUCUUGGAAUGACGACCUGAAAACAGCUUUUGAAUGAGAUAAUAAAGGUUUACAUUUGAUCACGAGUAGGACGUGGUCGUUUUUACUAUGUCAGUAUUUCUAAUUUCUUACCUUCAUGUAAAUAGAUAAACAUGACUCAAUCCAACUUGAAAUAUUGAUGGUCUUGGAGAGUUUUGAGUAUUUGUCUUCCAUCGUGUUCCACCGUGAUUCUAAAUCCUUGCUGUUGAUUACAAUCUACAUACUCUGUAUAUACACAGCCAUAUUGUUAGGUCUGUAGACCCUCAUAAAGCUAGAUCUCUUGUCUCCAAUGUCAUGGAUGAUUUUUCAUAUGUCAGGAACAGAAUGGAGGGGGUAAGCUUCAAUAAAUCUGAUUACCAGAUCAUCUCCAAUAGUUCACCUGUGCUGGAAUCUUCAAGAAGAUGGUGAUUCUAGCUAUGUUACCUGAUUGUCAUCAUAAUUGUACAGCAAACUUCAAUGGUUUUCUCUGUCCCAUCUAAUGAAUUUACAUAAAAAUACACAUUUGUGUUGUACUUACACUGUAUUAGAUAUAAAUACAUUAUUUAAAUUUCAUGUAUCAUUACAGCGAUAAAUUCCCUGCAUUGUAUUGUACAGUGGUUUUACAAACAUGACCAUUAUAUAACUAAAUUCACUCCGUAUUGUAUAGCCAUCAUUCAAUACAGUGUUAUACAUUGUGUAGCCAUUGUUGUAAAUUGUAUAGCCAUCAUUCAAUACAAUGUUAUAAUCUCUAAAUUGUAUAACUAUUGUUCAAUACAAUUUGAUACACUCAUUUUACAUUGUAUUGCUGUAAUUCUGUACAAUGUGAUACACUGUAUAUUGUAUUGCUGUAAUUCUUUGCAAUAUUAUACACACUGUACAUUGUAUUACAAUGAUUCUAUACAAUGUGAUACACUUUGUACAUUGUAUUACAAUGAUUCUAUACAAUGUGAUACACUUUGUGUGUUGCCUAUCUUCUCACUGUAUAAUGCUACACACUGUAUAUGGUAUGCACUCCACAAAACCAUUUGAGAGAUGAUUUUCUCGCCUCCUUAACAUAUUUUAAUCCUUUAGUCUGUACAGUUAAUUAUUUAACACCAUCAUUUGUACACAUCCACUAAGUCAGGUAGAUUGGUAGUAUGUGCAGUUCAGUUAUAUCUGUUGUUGAAUAUUUUCAAAUAAAUAUUUAUUAUAAUUACGACCAGUUUUGUAUCAGUCUUAGUACUAGAAUAAAGUUCAUUUCUAGCAGAA
Molecule: messenger RNA, 8842 nt
Organism: Ylistrum balloti
Lineage: Eukaryota; Metazoa; Mollusca; Bivalvia; Pectinida; Pectinidae
Product: zinc finger protein basonuclin-2-like
Exons: 5
Coding region: 315-3380 (1021 amino acids)
Biological process (GO): regulation of DNA-templated transcription
Cellular component (GO): nucleus
Source: RefSeq, a predicted model, not a curated record